AUGAAUGAUCCGUCUCAAAUGAAUCUGCUGCGAGUCAAAGCAUCUUGCAAAUUGAAUAAAGCCGAGAGCCAGCGGAUGACAGUAAAGAGUGUUUCAGAGAAUCGCUCUCUCGAGGUUGUGUGUGACAUAAUUCCUUCCCAGGCCUCCAACGAGCCUGACGUCUAUGAGACGAGUGAUCUGCCCGAGGAUGAUCAGGCACAGUUUGAGUCGGAGCUGGAGGAGCUGUGUAGCGACAGCGUGGAGCGGAUCGUCGUCAAUCCCAACGCCGCCUACGACAAGUUCAAAGACAAACACAUCAGCGCCAAGGGUCUGGAUUUCUCAGACCGCAUCAGUAAGAGUCGCAGGGUGGGCUAUGAGUCUGGAGAGUACGAGCUUUUAGCUGAGGGUUGUGGCGAGAAGGAAACUCCUCAGCAGAAAUAUCAGCGACUGGUUAAUGAGAUUCACGAGCUCUGCCAGGAUGUGGAACAUAUUCAGGUCAGAACUAAACAAUUAAUACUUCUAAUCAGCAAAGAUGGUCCGCUCAGCUCCGGGGUUCAGGGAGGCAGUCUGAUGGACACUAUAGAGCUGCUGCAGGCGCGGGUCGGUGCGCUGGAUGCGGUCACGCUGGAUCAGGUGGAAGCCAGGCUACAGAGCGUUCUGGGGAAGAUGAAUGAAAUCGCCAAGCACAAGGCAGCCAUCGAGGACGCUGAGACCCAGAACAAGGUGUCUCAGCUGUAUGACGUGGUGCAGAAGUGGGAUGCGAUGGCCUCGUGUCUCCCGCAGCUGCUGCAGAGACUGCUGGCCGUCCGAGAGCUGCACGAGCAGGCGAUGCAGUUCGGGCAGCUGCUGACUCAUCUGGACACCACACAGCAGAUGAUCAACAGCUCUCUGAAGGACAACAGCUGUCUGCUCUCGCAGGUCCAGCAGACCAUGAAGGAGAACCUGCUGGCUGUGGAGGAGAACUUCUCCACGCUGGACCAGAGGAUGAAGAAACUCUCCAAAUGAAAGUUUCUCGUGCCGCACUUUUGUGUUUCUGCAGAGUCGAGACCAAACACUACAGAAGCUCCUAAAGUCUGAAGCUGCCUGUUUGAGUUCUGAUUUUACGCCCUUUCCAUCCUGAUCCACACGGACUUUGUUUUGAAGGCGAGGAGCCGCUGCGUGUGUAAAUACAGGCUUGUUUGUGAGCGAUCGCUUGUAACCGCUAUUGUAUUAUUAAUGUGUGGCGCAGUCCACAAAUUAGGAUCAUUUUCCAAUAUAGAAUUUCAAACGCAUCUCUCGGUAAUAAAAUGCUUCCAGAAA
Sinocyclocheilus grahami is the source of this 1278-nucleotide messenger RNA. It is a transcript of the gene dctn2, whose product is annotated as dynactin 2 (p50). The record is from RefSeq and is a predicted model, not a curated record. Gene Ontology annotation, cellular component: dynactin complex. Gene Ontology annotation, biological process: microtubule-based process. Lineage: Eukaryota; Metazoa; Chordata; Actinopteri; Cypriniformes; Cyprinidae. The transcript has 12 exons. Bases 1 to 984 code for a protein of 327 amino acids.